Haemorhous mexicanus (house finch) is the source of this 999-nucleotide messenger RNA. Its product is annotated as CMP-N-acetylneuraminate-beta-galactosamide-alpha-2,3-sialyltransferase 2-like. Lineage: Eukaryota; Metazoa; Chordata; Aves; Passeriformes; Fringillidae. Gene Ontology annotation, molecular function: beta-galactoside (CMP) alpha-2,3-sialyltransferase activity. The record is from RefSeq and is a predicted model, not a curated record.
AUGAUGUUCCCCCACCCUGAUCUCAGUGAGCAGUGGAUGCAGGAGGACUUCAGGUCACCCACCACCUCUGCCUUCAUCAGCCACGUGGAUCACUGCAAGGCUACUGACAACAGCCUGGAGAAGAAGAGCAGGAAUGGCAUUGGUCCUGUCUGUUGGGUUCCCUCCCUCCUCCACACUCCUACUGGCCACUGCACUGCCCCUACCAACAGCUCUGCAUGGUUCAACACCCGCUACAAGGCAGCCAUAAGGUCUCUGCUGACAGGUGCACACCAUGCUUCCUCAGACGUAGUUCAGUGGUGGCUGACCCUGCAGGGUCCUCUGAAUGGUAUCCAGCUCCAGGCCCUAUUUCAGCAGCUCUUCAAUGUCCUCUGGGCCCUGACAGCUGAUGUGUGGGACCCAUCUCACUUCGGGACUUGUGCAGUGGUGGAGAACUCCAGGCAGCUGAAAGAGUCCAGUCAUGGGCUGCUAAUUGAUGCUCACGACUGGGUGCUGACGAUGAACAGAGAAAAGAUCACUGGCUUUGAGCUGGAUGUUGCCAUGAGAACAACCCAUCUCUUCAUGUGUUGCAGUGCAGUGAACCCAAGGCCCGAUGUUCACCUUAUCCCCUUCAAACCUCUGGACCUGCAGUGGGUGACCAGUGUCUUCUCCACUGGAGAACUCUUACGGACACAUGUGACAGUUAAACAGUUCAUCAAAGGAACAAGGUACCAAGUGUUGAUCCUAAGCCCAGCUUUCCUCAAGUACAUCCAUGACAACUGGACAGAGCAUCAUGGGUGACACCCCUCCACUGGCUUCACAGCCCUGCUCUUUGCCUUGCACACCUGCCAUCCGGUCUCCGUGUUUGGCUUCGGAGCAGACAGUGAAGGGAACUGGCACCACUAUUGGGAAAAAAACCACUGGUCUGGAGCCUUUCGCAGGAUGAGAACCCAUGACACUGACAUUGAAUUCAGCCUUAUUGAGAGACGGGUACAUGAGGGCAGGAGUGUGUUUUACAAGUGA